AUCAUCUCCCCCCUUUUAUUCCUGAAAAUGGCUCCUCCUGCCGCCUGUCCCAACGAGAACGAGGCGUCCACGUUAAGCUUAUACUCACCUUUCGGAUGCUUCCAACGAACGAUCUGAAGUAAAGGUCUUCUGUAGAUGAAAUUUGGAGCAAUUAACUCCUCCUGAUACAGAUAAGUUUCAAUUUCUCUUCUUUUAAUUUUAGUAAAAUUAGCAGACCAGAGCUGAGUGUGAUGUUUAAUCUGGUAAAUCAAAACUUCUUUCGUUGGUAAGGAAGAUGAACCCCACACAUGAGAAGAGUAGGCUUUCCAAAUGAACCAACAAAUAAUACCCGGUAAAUUGUGUUUAAACAGAUCUCCCAUAGUUUUAGAGCCAGCUUCCAACCACCAAUGAACAAAGACUUGUCUCCCCUGAGGCUGGCCCCUUGGAUUUGGAAUAUUAAAAAUAUUCAUGAAGUAGGACCAAAUCUGUUUUGAAAAAGAACACUGAAAGAAGAGAUGGUUAAUUGUAGCAUAGUUGUUCCGACACAUGGGGCACAUAGAAGGUCUAAUGACCAAAUUAAAUCUUUGUAAAUUGUCAGUAAUAGGCAGACAAUUAUGCAGAAGCUUCCAAGUAAAAAUCUUGAUUUGCAUUGGUUGUUUUUUGUGCCAUAUAUGCCUAUGAGUAAAAGUUGGAGAAAAGACUGCUCUAAUCUCAUUGUAAGCUGAAGAUAAUGAGAAAUGCCCAUCAUUUGCAGGAUUCCAGGUUACCUGACCCUCAUCAGUCUCUGCAUAGAGAUUUUGAGCAACUGGAUUAAUGUGACAAAGCCUUCUCCAGAUGGCUGAAUCAGUAACCUUAACUGUCAUAUCUUCCCUGGGAUAUCUAGCUCUGAAGAAAGAUGACCAUAAAGAGAUCCCCAGAGGAAUGCAGCCAUUUUUUUCUCUAGAAUGGUAAUCACCUUUCUAGGUAAAAGGUCCACAGCCAGAAUGUGUAAAGGGAUAGAGUUCAGAACAUGACAAAUUAAAAUUAACCUACCUCCUUGAGAAAGAUGCUUCUGCUUCCAGGAAGAUCUCAUCAGUAUCAACCUCAGGUUCAACAGAGUACAGAUUUGAGAAAUAGUUCACUGCAGCUUGUCCAAUCUCUGGAUUGUUUGGACCAGACCUUGAAGCAAGAGCAUCCAACAAUAGGGAGUCCAGAAUCUCACCUCUUGCCUUUAACAUGAUGUCCACCUUACUACUGAUGGAAGCCUUUUCUGGAUCAAACUCCAACAAUUUUUGUAUCUCUGGAAUGCAUUGAUCAUCCUGGGAUUCAUGGAUCUCUUGUAGAUUGUAGGUGAAGUAAAUGCAAUAGCCCCCGGAGGGUCUUCAUGGAAGACUUCUUCAUCAUCAGAGUCAGUAGGAGUGGUAGUUUUUGGACCAGCUGUUGGUUCAAGUAUUGGAUUGAUCGCCAACACCUUUGGAAUAUAUUUAUUUUUCUAAUGUUCAUUUCCUUUUCCAGUUUCUGUAAUAACAACACCCUUUUGCUUUUCUCUGUAACUAACUGCUGUAGUCUUAGGAUAAUCACCUCCCUUGUCAUUCCCACCUGAAAUCUGGCCAUUGCCUAGACUAGCAUUUUUAGGGCACUUAGUCUUAUCAUGUCCCAGGUGGAGACAUGAUAUACAAUAGGAUGGCCUAUUUUCAUACACCACAUGUUGAAUAAAACCAUUUUUACCAGAUUGGACUCAAAUCUUACUAGGCAUUUCCUUAGUAAGAUCGAUUUCAACACAAACCCUAGCCACCCAUGGUUUUGAGAGGCUUGAAGUAGCUGCAUCCAAUUUCAGCGGAUUGCCAAUUAGUCUAGCAAUGUCAAACAGCGCUCUUUUAUCAUGUAAAUGAAUUGAUAAUCCCUCAAACGAUAGCCAAACCGGCACCACGGGUGAUUCAACAUUAGGUCUAAAAUCAGUAGACCAUUUAGUGACUCGCAUAAUGCUACCAAAUAUGUCCCAUGUUUGUCUAUUCCAGCAUCUUAAAUAAUCCUCCUCCAUUUCAAAUCUAAUGAGAACAUGUUUUUUCUCUAAUAGCCCAAGAUGAAAUUUUCCUUUGAAGCCAAUAAUUUCAAAAGACUUACGCAGUGUAGCCAAGGAAGGCCGAUCCUUGAAAAAGUAACCCACCAGAGAAUUUUUAUGUUUAGCAGCCAGAAUUUCCACAUCCGAUUCAGAAAAAGUCACCGCUGGCAAUCCUUUGAACUUGGAAUGACUGGCUGCCUUAAUUGGUUCUGACGCAAUACCCAUCAACGCAGAAGCAAAUGAUUUCCUCCCACCGUCUGGAGGCAUAGGCGGCGGCUGAGCCGCCGUAGAAGUUGAAGCCAUCGAACCCCUACCCUCGCCAAAACCUAGCUCUCCGUUAAUCUACUCCCUCCUUUCCUAAAUAAACUUCCAACUUUCUUUUUUCGUCUGUUCCAAUUCAAACUUCCAAUUUCCCUUUUUAGUAAAGAAUUUGUGAUUCAUGACAUUUCUUACGCAUUUCUGUCUCCUCUGCACAACUCUCCACCACACAAUACUCACUAUCUUAAACUGUGUGUCAAACCUAUUUGGAUGUUUUAAUAGGAACGGAGGGAGUAUAUACUAAAAGAGGUCAUAUAUUUGUCCAAAUCCUUUUAAUUAGUACUCUCUAUCCCAAAUUGUAAGACAAUUUACGAUUUACGAUGUUUGACCGACGAUAGAGCAAAUCGAUCUAUGUCCGCACUCAAAUUAUUUCUAGAAAAAAAGAAUUACAUACUAUCGAUUUGGUUCAUUGUCCAUACUUUGAAUUAGCAAAUUUGGUUCUGUCAGUACUCAAAUUUGGUUCAUUGUCCAUACUUUGAAUUAGCAAAUUUGGUUCUGUCCGUACUCAAAUUUGGUUCAUUGUCCAUACUUUUAAUUAGCUUUUAAUCGAUCAUUGUUCAUACUUUGAAUUAGCAAAAACUACAUUAAAAGCUUUACAAAGUCGUAAAAACCAGAACUAAAUUUGAUAAAAAUUUGAUAUAUAAUAAUGUAAGAGAUUAAAGUGAUUUAGGUUGGUGAAGUGAAUAGGAAAAGUAUACUCGCCUAACCCCUUUUGUAUUUUAUUUAUCCAUCAAUAACAUUACAUGUUUUUUACACGGAUAACAUACAUGCAAACAUGCAAUGCUUGAUGAGUUGAUGCUUAUAGUGUCCAUCACAACGAUCACAUCGCACUACGUAUAUUUCAUCCUUUGCUUGUUACGUAUAUUUAUUAUUCGUUCUUUUUUAUUAGUGUAUUUAUAUAUAUACACAUCAUGGAUCUCAUGAAUUGAAAUCUAGCUUAGCAGAUAUGAUCAUAUGAUGAUGAUGAUGAAGCCAAAUACUUGGAUCCUUCUGCUUCUAGCAGCUCUAUUCUGUGGAAUCCUUUUUGCACAUGAGACCUCGUCCCAUGAUCAUUACGCGCGGAAAUAAUGUGGUUGGGUGCAAAAGGAAACGAGUUUUUGGAACCGGGAGGUACUCCGCAUCAUUCAUUCAACAGUUAGAGUCAGCUGAUCAUCAAAGAUGUUGUUCAUCAUCACGGCGUGUGUAUGAGUUUUGCAUCUAUUGGGAUGAACAAAUGAGAAAAUGGUUAUCUUCUCAAGGCCAUGAGUGUCCAUCGGCAAUGCCUCUUGUGGAUGAAAGUUUGAUGUACGAAAACCCUGAUUCACAUCCUAAGACUUUUGAAGAUACAUGGCUUUCGUUUUUUAAAUCCCAUGGAAUUGAUGCAGAAGGCUUUUUCCCACAAACAGAUUUCUCUUCUCAAGGGUCCCAAGAAUCAAACGAACCUUCUAUGUCCCAAUAGAUAUAUUGUUUUUGCAUUGAAAAGCUUGUACACUUAAGUAUAGACAACUGAAUAUGGUGUAUGCUAUUUUGUGAUUUUUCUGUGGUACAUGAACUUGGUACUAGUAAGGAUCUUUUGGGUUAUAUAUUAUCAUAUAAGAAGAUGC
Molecule: messenger RNA, 3921 nt
Organism: Cuscuta europaea
Lineage: Eukaryota; Viridiplantae; Streptophyta; Magnoliopsida; Solanales; Convolvulaceae
Source: the annotation of a GenBank genome assembly